CAUUGAUUCUCUCUUCACCUCUAAACGGUACCUCAGCCUUGCUUCCAUAGUCUUUGCAGAUAUAGUUGCAAUGGCUUCUCUUAACUUCUCUAGGAUCAGAGCAAUUGCUUCCUUCUUCCAGAUUUUGUUUCUAGUAUUCUCUGCCUCGUGUGUCGGAGGCUCUAAUGGGGAUAACCAGUGGCGGAGAGGCCAUGCCACUUUCUAUGGUGGUGCUGAUGCAUCUGGGACCAUGGGAGGGGCUUGCGGAUAUGGCAAUUUAUACAGUCAGGGAUAUGGCACGCUCACAGCUGCACUUAGCACUGCUCUGUUCAAUCACGGGCUGAGAUGCGGGGCCUGCUACGAGAUGAAGUGCACCGACGACCCGCAGUGGUGCCUGCCGGGCUCGAUCACUGUGACGGCCACCAACUUCUGCCCUCCCAACUAUGCCCUGCCUAACGACAAUGGCGGGUGGUGCAACCCUCCCCUCGAGCACUUUGAUUUGGCUCAGCCUGCUUUUCUGCAAAUUGCUCGGUACAGGGCUGGGAUUGUUCCAGUUGCAUUCAGAAGAGUGCCGUGCUUGAAGAAAGGCGGGAUGAGGUUCACAAUCAAUGGACAUUCAUACUUCAAUUUGGUGCUGAUCACCAACGUCGGGGGCGCGGGGGACGUUCACGCGGUGUCCAUCAAGGGAUCGAAGACCGGGUGGCAGCCCAUGAAGAGCAACUGGGGCCAGAACUGGCAGAGCGAUUCCUACCUCAAUGGCCAAUCCCUCUCCUUCCAAGUCACCGCCAGCGACGGCCGGACCGUCACCAGCUACGAUGUUGUGCCUGUUAAUUGGCAGUUUGGACAAACCUUUGAGGGUCGUCAGUUCUAGGCUUGAUGCUAUUCUAUUAAGCC
This is a messenger RNA of Nymphaea colorata (pocket water lily), 873 nucleotides long. Its product is annotated as expansin-A4-like. The coding region runs from base 71 to 850 and encodes 259 amino acids. Gene Ontology annotation, biological process: plant-type cell wall organization. Gene Ontology annotation, cellular component: extracellular region. The transcript is spliced from 3 exons. The record is from RefSeq and is a predicted model, not a curated record. Lineage: Eukaryota; Viridiplantae; Streptophyta; Magnoliopsida; Nymphaeales; Nymphaeaceae.